AAAAAAAAAAUUCUUUUAAAGAAAUGUCACGUGAUUUCGAUAGAAGUUCUGAAUGUAAACAGAAGAUUUAAAGUUGUGUGUUGUAGGCCAUAUAUUCAGCUGAAUAAUACACACUGCCACUUAGCUAUUUGAAAAAAAAAAAAUAAUUUACCAUUUUACCUUCAUUUUUUUUAACGUUAAGUAAAUUAAAUAUUUUUUUAACAAUGCAAACGGAGAAAUAGUUUUAUGUAGGCCUACUGUCAUAAGAUUUGCAUUAAUUUCUAAAGCGCAUUGUCAUGCAGCGAAGUCCCAUAACUCUUCAUGUAGGGAUCACAAGUUCUCUCCCCUUACCUGUGUAAAUUUCUACUGAAUUUUCUUUACAUUGAAUAAGAUUUUUUUUUUACCUUUAAAUUUGGCGACGUGAGAAAGGGGAGACUAUCUGCUAAGGGGAAACAACUAUAGGCAGAAAAAAAGUAGAUUUAUUCGAUAACAGAUAUGACAUGUAGCGUGGGACAGUUAGCGGAGGAAAGAGCGUGGGUUACGGAUGUUUUAAGUGAGACGUGUUUACAAAAAUGGCGAGUUGUGUUUUUUUGUGACAGGGAGUAAGGGGUUAAGCAAGGGAGGUAACUAGCGGACGACCUCCGGGACUGUUGGACAAUGUGCGGACUGUACCUGGAUUUACUGUGUAGAGUGGAACAUAAAUUGUGAAGGAAUAUCAAGAAAUGAAGUGACUUCAAAACUAGAAAUUCAUAAACAGUUUAAUUUCAAACGUGAAAUCAUCUUAUUCAGUAUUAUACAUAUAUAUCAAGAACAGAGUUAACCCUUUCAAAUCCAGGACUUUGUCACAGUAAUACACGUUGAGUGCAAUCUAGUCAUACCAUUAACCCUUUCAAGACAAGCUUUAAACGUGUUUAAUUUAUAAUUUAAUUCCAACUUGGACUUAAAAUUGAAGUUCAUCAGUCGGAAUAGAAAUUGUGUAUUUGAUUUGUCAAUAUCAAGAACUCAAGUGUUCAGAAGUUUCCAGAAUUAUUCCGUAACAUGCCAACAUUUUGUUAACUAAACAUUGUUAGCGCGAAAAAAUUCUGAAAAAAAUUACUUUAAAACUUUGGAAGGUGUUAAAGAAGAUACACGGAAAGCCAAAACAUUGUUUACCAACACAUCACAACUAUUAAGUAAUCGGAAGAAAGGAGAAACAAGAACUUCAUUAAAAUUUCUCCGGAGAAAAUAAACGGGAAACGCUAAAAUAUAGAUCCACUAGCCAGCCCGUUUUGCGUGUAUUAGACUAAGGGUGAAACCUUUCUGUCCAGUGUGUCGUUGACCUGUCGUUAAAAACGGAUCCAGCCAUCAUGAUCAUGACAAACACUCUCGCUGCCAUCCCCCUGUCCCCAGUCUCCCCCACACUGUCACUCAGUCCUAUAGACCUGUCGAAAUGCAGCGAAUCGGAACUGGGGCUUUUCCUCUCUCAAAGGAUGGAACUGGUCUGGCAUGGGGAGUUUGACCGCCUCUUCAACCAGUACUACCCCCACUCCUGGUUCCUUGUGCCCACCUUCUACCCACCCACCGACAGAUGGCGCGUCUUCAAGGACAGCGCCAAGGUCAGGUUCUCAUGUCAGGAAUGUGGUCACGGCUGGACCUCCAUGAAAGGCCGGGUCAUUUUCUGGUUCCAGCUCACCCAGCCGGGAAAUGCCGGCUACGUGAUGUUCAAGCUGUACGGCCAGCAGUGCCAGAAGUGUAAGAAUGGAAGCUACGAGCACGCCAUGUGGUACCCAGAGGAGGUGGUCAAGGUCAUCGGCAAUGUUUACAACCGUGUUGGCCAGAUCUACUAUGGGUUUGUGCGCCCCCCACUGAGGAUCGACAGACGCCAGGGGAAGCCCAGGAACCAGCACAACGCCGAGCUUUGUCAGGCCUGUAAGGAGGGUCUUUGUAAGGAGGAGUGGUCCUUCUCGUGACCUGACCCCGUGACCUUUUGUCUGUCCAGCUUCUGGGGUGAGCGAGAGGUGUACGGACGUAACGCGGUCAAGCAUGGUUGAGUUAAAAAUAUCAGCCAAUCAGCAGUGAUUUCGGACUCCAUUGUUGUUUUAUUUUUUUAUUUUUUUCAUGUAUGCGUUGAAACCAAUUUUUAACAUAAAUUAACGUGGUAUCAACCCAUAUUUUUAUAAUGUGAAAUUAAAUAUUAAAAUUGUGCUUUACUUUUAUUAACAGCUAUGUAAUUUAUUAUUUUAAUCAUUAAAAUAAAAUGUAAAAUGUAAAAAAAAAUAUUAUGGAAUGAGGUGUGUUCUGGAAUGAUUUAGAGUUGAGAAGUUCUGCUUCAAAUAGGGCUGGUUGGAUGGCUGUAUUUAUUGGUUGUGUCAGCAUUAAAUUAAAGUUGUUUCCCCUUCAUAUCAGUAUUUAAACCUACCAAUGUUAAAGAAAGAUUUGCGUCGGUAAAGAAGGAUGGUGUUGUUAUUUUAAACGUCAAACACAACUGAAUGAUUUUUUUAGCUGUAUAUUUUUUAAUUUUUUUUCGCGUUUGUAUUUUUUAAGGUUGUGGUGGAUAUACUGUGUACCAAUUAUGUAAUUAAUUAAUUAAGCUGCUUUUAAGCUUUGGCUGCUGUAAUUGAGGCUGUCUCGUUAAUUUAAAUCCUAAUCCUACAGCUAGCGAAAGCUUACAUCUUAAAUAAACUAUUUUGUAAAAAAUAUACAUAUAUAACAUACUAUAUUUACAUACAAUUACUUUACAUAUGUGUCUUUAAUGUUUUCACCAUUUUAAAUUUCCGUUUUCUUUUUUACAAAAAUCCUCAAAAAGAAAUUUGUUUUAAUUAAUUGUUUCCUUAUAAUUAAUGAAAUUGUACAUCGGCUUUGAAAAAUAUCCACUGAGCAUAUGAAGUCAAAAUCACCAUUGUAUAACAUUGGCACUAUAGUUAAAAAAUAUCAAUGUAAUUUUAAACAUACAAAAUCGGUAGUUAGGACUAGAUUUGUAAACAUAGAAUAACAUUUUUUUAAAAAAAUUGUAUACAUUAACAUUAAUAUUUUCGAGUAUUCUUAAGAUUUAGCAAAAAUAUAGAUUAAAAUACUUAGAUAAUUAAGUUUAAACUACUAAGUCAUGCCGUAAAUUUUUCAAUGUUUACUCUGGAUGAAGCCAAUUGUGUAAAUAUAUUUUCUCUUCGGCUCACUCGGCCUUUCAUUUUCUUUCAUUCACUUUUUAAAAUUGUACUCCCCGCUUGUGAGACACUUUUGCACUUCGCAACAGCUAAACGAGGAAUUGCUCAGCUGAAUGCACUCUUUGCACUUAAUCUUCUUAAAGUUGUUUUUUCUAUUUCAUUUUCUUAAACGUUAAUCUUUUAGCAAACAAACAGAGGCCUUAAAACUUGUAGAAAAUUAAGUACGAAAUGUAGUGCCUUUAUAUAUAUAUAUAUAUAUAUAUAUAUAU
Messenger RNA from Physella acuta, 3388 nucleotides. Its product is annotated as receptor-transporting protein 3. The record is from RefSeq and is a predicted model, not a curated record. Lineage: Eukaryota; Metazoa; Mollusca; Gastropoda; Physidae. Gene Ontology annotation, biological process: protein targeting to membrane; protein insertion into membrane. Gene Ontology annotation, molecular function: olfactory receptor binding.